AUGCAUUUCGCCACGAGUUCCGCCACUAAUCCUCGCUCGCUUGCAGUUUUGCAGCUUAUGCCGGUUGUGCGGGGUCAGACAAACCUUACCUUACCGCAACCGUUUAACGUAUCGCUGGAUGUAAAUCACACACUGCCGAGCAAUAGUUUACCGCCCCUGGCGACGGUCGCACCGGAAUGGAAGCCUAUUCCACGCUUUCGCCAUGCACACUAUGACCCGGUCGGGAAGGUGCUAUGGUUUCCACGGAUCAUUGGUGGUGCGAUGGCAACGGCCGGAGAGUUCCCGGCCAUGGUGUCACUGCAGCAGGUGCAAAAUUCGGCACACGUGUGCGGUGGAACGCUGAUUACGAUGGGUCACGUGCUGACGGCGGCUCACUGCGUGACGGAUGUGCGAGGUAUUGGUCAACCAGCAAAUCAUUAUCAAGUGAUGGGUGACGACCUGUACAUCCUGCAGCAUAUGGGCAGCCCUACACGACAAGUACGUCGCGUCUCUUCGAUCACCAUCCAUCCACAGUAUGAUUCGACCAUCUUCGCCAAUGAUAUCGCCAUCUUAAGGGUAGCGUCCGAGUUCCGCAAAACGGAUACAUUCUUCCCGGGCAAACGGAUCCAGAAAACGCCGACACCCGGCGAUCGGUGUAGCCUUGCCGGCUGGGGUGUAACGGACGAACGUUCGACCGUUAUGAGCCCGAACCUGCAGCGCAUCAAUGUGGCCAUCAGUGACUUUGGGACGUGUAAUGUCGUGUUCGAUCAGCUGCUCACCAAGGGUAUGCUGUGUGCGGAGGCACCCGGUCGGGACGCUUGUCAGGGCGAUUCGGGUGGUGCGUUGCUGUGUGCUGGAGGGCGUGUGGCGGGCAUCGUUAGCUUCGGCGAUGGGUGUGCCAAACCGAACGUGCCGGGUGUGUACAUGGACGUGGCGUACUACGAGAAGUGGAUCAAUGGGGUGCUACGAAAUAGUGGAGAGCGUUCGGUUGGCUAUCUGGCGGGUAUGGUCAUGUUUUACUGGGCCGUUAAGCACCUGCUGAGGUAG
Messenger RNA from Anopheles maculipalpis, 1026 nucleotides. RefSeq names its product trypsin alpha-like. The record is from RefSeq and is a predicted model, not a curated record. Gene Ontology annotation, molecular function: serine-type endopeptidase activity. Gene Ontology annotation, biological process: proteolysis. Bases 1 to 1026 code for a protein of 341 amino acids. The transcript has 3 exons. NCBI's taxonomy places the organism in Eukaryota, Metazoa, Arthropoda, Insecta, Diptera, Culicidae.